Molecule: messenger RNA, 1905 nt
Organism: Coturnix japonica (Japanese quail)
Lineage: Eukaryota; Metazoa; Chordata; Aves; Galliformes; Phasianidae
Gene: PPDPFL
Product: pancreatic progenitor cell differentiation and proliferation factor like
Biological process (GO): multicellular organism development; cell differentiation
Source: RefSeq, a predicted model, not a curated record
UUUUGUUGUUGUGGCUGAGAUGUCUAAGAACAGGUCAUACCAGGAUCUCUGCCUCUUUAGGCAUAAAACAUGGAUAAAAGCUGAAACUUGUGAAGCUAGACAGAUCUUAAAGGACAUUCAAUAGGACUUCUACAGUGUUCAUGACAGAAGCUGAAAAGUCAGUAGUGAAUGCAGGAAAGGCUUCCAAAGGAGAAAAGAACAGCAAGGCAGAACUCGGAAUCCAGCGUUUCUUCCAGCUCCUCCUGCUGUUCCGAUCCUGUGAGCGGUGCAGAACAGGACAAAGCAUUUCAUGCAGGGUUGCCUGAAUUACUCGACAAACGCUGGUGGAUAAAAAGCUUUUUCCAUUGUGAACCAUCUCCACCAACUUUUGGCAGAAAAACACUGUCAGCAAGCAGUACCAACAGCUGAAUAUGAAAGCAAGCUGGACUACUGUCUGAGAUACUGCUCACGGACUUAUUUUUUCAAGAGGCUUGGGAUCUUCUGAGUGUCUGGGUUCAGUUGCAAGAAGAAAACAAAACCUUAAGGAGGGAAGAAAGGUGUACUUUCAAAAGAUGUCAGUAGCUUAAAAACUGCUGUAUAAGGGACAUGUCCAUGGUUUACUGUCUUCAUUAUGGAGUUGCUAUAAUUUUAGAUGACUCUAAUGAAAGUUACUUGGAUUAAAUAUCCUGAUGACUUAUUUGGAUACUUAAGAAAAAAAAGAAAAAAAAAGACAGUAAGAUAGUAUAGGUUUAAAAGUAUGUGUAUGGAAUGGCUUCGCUAUAGGUGAAUACUUACCUGAAGUUUUACCUGUUAAGAUAUCAGCUCUGUAGACCUUCACUGCUGUAAAUGCAUCACAAACAGAUCAGUCCUACACUACUGUACUGUGUACAUAUUCUACCAACUCUUCUGUGUCAGUUACAGGCAUCAGAAUUCACAAGGAUGCUUGCUAAUAGCUUUGCUUUCAGAAAGCCCAGUUACAUGGAGAAGGAAUAAUCUGUUUGCUGUUAUCCAGCUAGGUAUGUAGAUACCAACCACAAAUACAUAGAUACACUUUUCAUUCACAUCUGUGCGUGUUCAUACUUGAGGACAGAACAGCAGAGAGGUAAUCAUAAUGGACAUUGACAUCUUCCAAGCAGAUGAGUAAUCUCAAUCAGGGUUGAUAUUCACAAAUCUGUUUUACUUUCAAAUUACUCUCACCUUCUUUGCUGCAUUUGAAAGACCUGCUUGUUCUCAAGUGACUAAUCCUAUCAGCAUUAAUUGCUGUCCAUCAGUUUCAUUUGUAAGGUGUAAGAGCUGGCAAAGUAUUCAACUCAAAGUGAUAACACUAGUGCUAAUAACAAAGUCUGUCUUUGUCAGGAUACAUGCUAUUGAAAUACACUGUAGUAUGUUUUCAUUUGGUCUUCAGCAUUGCAAAGCAGUAGGUGAUUGUUUGUUCUACAAAAUGGACCAAAGGUCAUAGAAAAUAACAUAUUUGGCUGGAAUGACAUUGCUUCUGUGUGUUUAUCUAUGCAAUUUUAUUUUAAUCUACCAUCACUAAAUCUACCUGGCCUUUGCCCAACACUGGAUGAAGCAACAAUAGUAAACAUUAUCAAUGUAAGUGUAAAUUUUUUUUAAAUUAUAGAUUAGUGGUUGUCAUGGUAAUGCUUAGAACUCUGAAGUGGAAGUGUAUCAAGUGACUGCUUUGGUUUUGGUGUAGGCAAUGAAUGUUUGCCCCAUGACAACAGAAAAGAAUGCAACGAUGGAAGCAUGGUUUCAGGAAUCCUCAAAUCCUCCUUGUUAUACCUUUUCCCCCUAUCACCACGGUGCAAUUUCAUCACUGUCCUUCUUCUAAGUAUACAGAAUGAACUAUUGUAUGUGAUUUUUUAAUGUUUUUGUUUGUUGUUUUGUUUGUUUUUUUUAAUAAAUAAAGAUUUAAUCAGUACUUAA